Molecule: messenger RNA, 2963 nt
Organism: Punica granatum (pomegranate)
Lineage: Eukaryota; Viridiplantae; Streptophyta; Magnoliopsida; Myrtales; Lythraceae
Source: RefSeq, a predicted model, not a curated record
CUCUCCCGUCACCUGCCCCUCUCUCUGUCUCUCUCUCUCCUCUCUCUCUCUAUCUCUCUCUCUCUCUCUGCUGCUAUCUAUACCUUCUGUUCUUCUCCCUCCCCGAUCGAACUUGAGCUUUUAGCUGCACCUUCCCUUCCAUCCCAUCCCUCCAUCUCUCUCCGUCUCUCUCCCAGCCUCUCCGUCAGUUCAACCAUAAAGGAUGUUUGAUUUCUAGCUUGAAUAUUUGGUUGGUGAUGCUGAUGGCUAUGGCUCCCUCCUCCUCCUCCUCCUCCUCCUUGGCGCUUCUAUUUACCCGCACUCCCUCCUCCUAAUUAAAACUUUUGCCUCUUCCUCUUCCCCUUCCGAUGUUCCCGGUGGUCGUAACUUCCAUAUAGCCUCGUAAGCGGAAGAGCAAGAGGAGAGAGAGAGAGAGAGAGAGAGAGAGAGAGCGUGCGCGCGCGAGCGCGUGCGCGUACUUGUGUUGGAUUGUAGAUAGAGGUUCGGUUUGAAAAAUCCAAUAAGUCCAUAAGUCAGGCUCGCUCUCCAUCCAUCUCUCUCUGGCCCCCUCAUCCUCCCGGGGUGGUGAAGGCCGUCGAGAAAUGGCUGUGCCGCCCAGUAGCCGCCUUCAAAGCAUGCUGCAGGCAGCGGUCCAAUCAGUUAAAUGGACCUAUAGUCUCUUCUGGCAUAUCUGUCCUCAGCAAGGGAUCUUAAUAUGGGGAGAUGGGUACUACAACGGGCCAAUCAAAACACGGAAGACAGUGCAGCCCAUGGAAGUUAGUGCCGAGGAGGCCUCGCUGCAGAGAAGCCAGCACCUCCGGGAGCUCUACGAGUCCCUCUCGGCCGGCGAGACAAACCAGCCUGCGAGGCGGCCUUGCGCCUCGCUCUCGCCCGAGGACCUGACCGAGACAGAAUGGUUCUACUUAAUGUGCGUCUCUUUCUCAUUUCCUCCCGGGGUAGGGUUACCGGGGAAAGCAUACGCGAGGAGGCAGCAUGUAUGGCUCACCGGAGCAAACGAAGUUGAUAGCAAGACAUUUUCAAGAGCUAUCUUAGCCAAGAGCGCUCGUAUCCAGACAGUUGUGUGCAUUCCUCUGCUAGACGGCGUCGUGGAGCUGGGGACAACAGAAAGGAUACAAGAGGACAUUGGAUUUACAACCCAUGUAAAGAGCUUCUUCAUCGACCACCAACCCCCUCUUCCACCAAAGCCGGCCCUCUCGGAGCACUCCACCUCCAAUCCCGCAACGUCCUCCGACCACCCUCGUUUCAACUCGCCGCCAGUCCCCUCUAUUGUGUACGCUGCAGCUGCUGUGGAUCCCCCAGUGGCUGCUCACCAAGCAGCAGAUGAUGAGGAGGAGGACGAGGAAGAGGAAGACGAGGCUGAGUCUGACUCCGAGGCUGAGACUGGCCAAGCCGCCAGCCGACAGGCAGUAGGUCAGAACCCGCAAGCCGGCGUGGUUGGGGCAGCCGAACAGAGCGAGCUCAUGCAGCUCGAGAUGUCAGAGGACAUUCGGCUCGGCUCACCCGAUGAUGCGUCGAACAAUCUGGAUUCAGAUUUUCACAUGCUGACAGUGAACCAAGCAGGCAACAUUAACCAGGCAGACCACCAGCGACGAAUCGAUUCAUUCAGGGCCGAGUCGAGCCGGAGGUGGCAGAUGAUGCAAGAUCCCCUGAGAAGCAGCCUUCAAGGUCCACCAUCAGGCCCUCCGCAGUUGGAUGAACUGUCACAAGAGGAUACGCACUACUCUCAGACCAUCUCGACCAUCCUCCAGAGCCAGCCAAACAGAUGGGCAGAGAUAUCAUCGACUAGCUAUGUCUCGUACUCGGCUCAGUCGGCAUUCUCUAAGUGGUCGACCCGGGCCGACCACCUACUCCAUGUCCCAGCAGAGGGCACGUCCCAGUGGCUCCUCAAGUACAUUCUGUUCAGCGUGCCAUUCCUGCAUAACAAGUACAGGGAUGAGCACUCACCCAAAUCCCGGGAUGGCGAAUCCUCAACCCGGUUCCGCAAGGGCACUCAGCAGGAUGAGCCGAGCGCUAACCAUGUGCUGGCAGAGAGACGGCGCCGGGAGAAGCUGAACGAGAGAUUCAUUAUAUUGAGGUCCCUGGUCCCGUUUGUCACCAAAAUGGACAAGGCCUCAAUAUUGGGCGACACGAUCGAGUACGUUAAGCAGUUGCGCAAGAAGAUUCAGGACCUUGAAGCAAAGAAUAGACAGAUGGAGGCAGACCAGAGGUCAAGGCAGAUCGGAGAACCCCAGAGGUCCGGCAGCGUUGACAGGGCUGCCCGCAUGGCCCCGUUGGCGACGGAAAAGAGGAAAAUGAGAAUCGUAGAGGGUAAUGGCGGGGCAAAGCCGAAAGCUGUGGAGUCCCAAGCACCGCCACUGCCGCUGCCGCCGCCAGCACCGGCACCGAUGGAAACCAGCGUGCAGGUCUCGAUCAUAGAGAGCGAUGGGUUAAUCGAACUACAAUGCCCACACAAAGAGGGUUUGCUGCUCGAUGUCAUGCAGAUGCUCCGAGAACUCAGGAUCGAAAUAACUGCAGUCCAAUCGUCUCUCACUAACGGGUUCUUCGUGGCAGAAUUGAGAGCCAAGGUGAAGGAGAAUUUAAAUGGGAAGAAAGCAAGCAUCGUUGAGGUGAAAAGGGCAAUCCAACAGCUUAUACCCCACACUGACUCUUAGCAAUUGAAUAUGCAGAUAAGAUAUAGAUAAGCAACAACCAAAAGCACUGACUCAUUGAUGGUUCUGCAAUUGAGGAGCUAGCUUUGUACAAGUACUACGUGCGUACCUUUGAAGUGUCGUCGUGAUCAGUAUUAGUUUCGGCACGUCGACCAGUAAGUGUAAUCUAACGUAGUAAUGUAAUGUCGCACCAAGUUUCUAUAAAAGAAGUGCGAGCAAGAGUUGCGUAGUGCUAUAACUUCUUGUAUACCAGACCCAUCACGGCCAUAUUUACUUUCCACCGUUGUUCAAUGAGAUAAAACAAGUUUUGAAGCA